AUGAACAUGGAUUCUUCUCAAUCCCAUCAUCCUCAUCAGAAUCAAAACAACAACUGGCUUGCCUUCUCUCUUUCCAACACUAACAAUAACAACACUACUACUUCCUUCUUCCAACAUCCACAUGCCUCUCAUUUUCAUCCUAUCCAUAAUACAACAACAACAACCAACAGCCACCAUGAGUUAUCUAUUCUGACGGAUGGUAGCCCAAAGCUAGAAGACUUUCUUGGUGGCUGUUGCUCCGCAGCUUCAACUGGAUCCGCUAACUGUCAUUUCUCAUCAGAUGAUCAAUCUAUGCAACGACCGGCCCAUGACACUACUACUGCUACUCCUACUGCUGUUGCUUCUAUUAAUUAUGAUUCUGAGUUGUUCCUCCGUGGAUUCUCAGCCGACACCCACCAAGCGGCGGUAGUUACUUCUCCACCGCCGCCGCAACAACAGCAGAACCAAGAUAGCCCACCUGCCAAGAAAGCUGUUGAUACCUUUGGCCAACGCACUUCCAUUUACCGUGGUGUUACAAGGCAUAGAUGGACAGGGAGAUAUGAAGCACAUUUAUGGGAUAAUAGUUGCAGAAGAGAAGGCCAAAGUAGGAAAGGAAGACAAGUUUACUUGGGCGGAUAUGAUAAGGAAGACAAGGCAGCUAGAGCUUAUGAUCUUGCAGCCCUUAAGUACUGGGGUCCGACCACCACGACUAACUUUCCCGUUUGCAACUAUGAGAAAGAGCUUGAAGAAAUGAAGAACAUGACUAGGCAAGAAUUUGUUGCUUCACUUAGGAGGAAAAGUAGCGGUUUUUCUAGAGGAGCCUCUAUUUAUAGAGGUGUCACAAGGCAUCAUCAACAUGGUCGUUGGCAAGCUAGAAUAGGAAGAGUAGCCGGUAAUAAAGAUCUUUAUCUCGGAACAUUCAGUACACAAGAAGAGGCGGCCGAGGCUUACGACAUCGCAGCCAUUAAAUUUCGAGGGUUAAAUGCCGUCACAAAUUUUGACAUGAGCCGUUAUGACGUUAACAGUAUCGCAAACAAAAAUCUCCCAAUCGGUGGCAUGUGUGGAAAAUCCAAGACCUCUACAGACCAAUCUCGACCCGACACCAACCAAAGAUCCGACGGACAAGGUCUCUCCUCAACAUCCGAACAACCAACACAAUCAAACAUCCUUAGCUUCGCGUUGCCAAUGAAACAAGACCCGUCAACCGACUACUGGAAUUCGGUCAUAGCGUACAACCAAAACUACCAAGGUACAACACCUUAUAGCAUGGAUUACCCUUCAAGUACAACUAACAAUGGGUACUACAAUGGGGGAGGAUUUAUUCAACAAGAAAAUAAUAAUGGUACUACUAGUGAUGUUACUUUAAGUACCAUAUCAACAAUUCCUAUGGCUACCCCUAUAGGUUUGAAUGGACCUACUUAUGGAAACUGGAUAGAACAGUCUUUUCACUCAAAUCAACCUGCUAAGCAAAAUCUAUCAGUUUUUCAGACACCCAUUUAUGGAAUGGAAUGA
Erigeron canadensis is the source of this 1491-nucleotide messenger RNA. RefSeq names its product AP2-like ethylene-responsive transcription factor AIL5. Gene Ontology annotation, molecular function: DNA-binding transcription factor activity; DNA binding. Lineage: Eukaryota; Viridiplantae; Streptophyta; Magnoliopsida; Asterales; Asteraceae. The coding region runs from base 1 to 1491 and encodes 496 amino acids. The transcript is spliced from 9 exons. Gene Ontology annotation, biological process: regulation of DNA-templated transcription. The record is from RefSeq and is a predicted model, not a curated record.